Rotaria sp. Silwood2 is the source of this 804-nucleotide messenger RNA. NCBI's taxonomy places the organism in Eukaryota, Metazoa, Rotifera, Eurotatoria, Philodinida, Philodinidae. The record is from the annotation of a GenBank genome assembly.
AUGAUAGUAAUGAUCGACGGACAGUUAACACCUCUUUAUCUUCAAUCUCCAUUUUGUCAAACAGAGUUAACGGGGGAAGAUUUAGCGGGUAAUUGUGUUCGACUACUAGAAUCAUUUGGUUUGAAAAGAACAGCAUUAAAAGAACAAUUAACUGGUUGUGCCGUCGAUGGUGCUUAUGUUAAUUUUCAAAUCGAAAAACAUCUAUGUCAAAAACUAGGAAUGCGAGAAAAAUGGCUAAUAGUGUCAUGGGAUAGCGCGCAUUUACUUGAAUUAGCAAUAAAUGAUGCAAAGAAACAAAGUAAAUUUUUCUGGUUACAAAGAUUCAUUAAAACAUGUGGUACGCUCAUGAACAAAUAUUCAUAUGGAAAGCAAUAUGAGCAUCUACUGGAAGCAGCUGAAUUAGUCGAAGAACAGAUACUACAACCAAAACAAUUUCAGGUUACCCGUUUUGUUCAAUGUGAACUUCGUGUAUACGAAACAGUAUUAAGAGAUUGGACAACUUUGUAUUAUUUACAGGAACAAGAUUGUGUAAUUAACUCAUUAGGAGGUGGAGAUGUAAGUACAAGAACAAGACGAAAUAUUCAUACAGAAUGCGAAGCAGGUGAUAGAGAUAAUUUUAGUUUCAAACAUGACGAUAUAAAAUCUGUAGAUUUUGUUUGUAAACUUAUUGGUCUAAAUGAUAUCUACAAUAUUCUUGUACGAGCAUCUAUGUCUGUGCAACAAGUCAAUAAAUACCCGUGGGAACAUGAUGAUUCAAUUCGAUACUUACAAAAAUGUUUAAAUGAAUAUAGUAAAUUACUCUAA